Messenger RNA from Wasmannia auropunctata (little fire ant), 2467 nucleotides. It is a transcript of the gene Fas1, whose product is annotated as fasciclin-1. Bases 470 to 2467 code for a protein of 665 amino acids. Gene Ontology annotation, cellular component: extracellular matrix. Gene Ontology annotation, molecular function: cell adhesion molecule binding. The record is from RefSeq and is a predicted model, not a curated record. The transcript is spliced from 15 exons. Lineage: Eukaryota; Metazoa; Arthropoda; Insecta; Hymenoptera; Formicidae. Gene Ontology annotation, biological process: cell adhesion; extracellular matrix organization.
CCGCGCUAUCCUCCGUAUCGUUGACACGUCGAGCGGAAAGAGUGCGGCGAGAAAGAGAGAGAGAUCGAGGAGCGAGUAAGAGAGAGAAAGAGAGAGAGAGAGAGCAAGAGAGACAAUCGCGCGUUUACGCGCUCGCGCUUUUAUCAAUCGACACUCGCGUAAUUAUCGUGUGCAAAUAUAAUUUGCUCUUCUUCUGUCCGAUUACAGGUGUCCGUCCGUGGAGAACUUCCGGUCCCGCGACGCGUUUCGGAGGCGGCCUCGUGAACGCGGUCAGUGGCGCGCGUCAGUGACUCCUCGCGUAUACUCUCGAUGAUCUAUCGGUGAUCGAAUUAUCCGGAGCAGAUCAUCCGCGAGGAUCGUCCGCGUUUGCGCGUGGUGAACGUUCUUUUUUUUUUUUAAAUUCGCGAGUGAUUUGGUGAAAUUGUCUCGUGUGUCUAUAAGCCCGAGGGAGCCGCUGCGAGGAUCCACGAUGCUGGCAUUCCUGUUCGUCGCGGCGCUCGCCGUCGCGAGGCUCCACGCUAGCCAGGUGACCAUGGACGCCAAGAUACGCGACGACUCCGACUUGUCUCAGUUCUACCAGCUCCUGGAAGCCAGUCAAGUGGCCAAUACUACCCUCACGUACCGCCACGUGACCGUGUUUGCGCCCACUAAUCGAGCGUUCCAGAAGUACAAUGGCAGCACGAAGAAUUUGGUUUUGUAUCACAUGUCGAACCGGCCUUUGACGAUCGAGGAGCUGAGGGAUUCGAUAUCCUCCGAGUUGGAGGGCAACCCACCCCUGUGGAUCACCAGGAGACCGAGUAAGUACAGCGGCGUGGACGUGUACAUUAACAACGCAAUGAUCCUCCUGGAGCAGAGCAACUUCCAGUCGAAACUGAAAGUCAACGGCGACACCAUGACUCAGGUCCUACACAUCAUAAACGAAGUGCUGGAACCUGUGCGAUCGCACUCGGUGGAGUCGCCGAUCUACAACCCGAACGCCUUUCAAUUUCUGAACCAGAGUGAGAAUCUCAAUUUGGGCGACCAUCGCGUACGUACCUUCCGACAGCGGAUCAACAUCGGGAAGAAGGAAUCUAUCUUCAAGGCCGAGGGUCGUUUCACCUUCUUCAUCCCCGUUGACGAGGGUUUCAAGCCGAUGCCGAGGCCGAAUAAGAUUGAUCAGCUGGUGAUCGACGGGCACGUUAUACCUAACGAGGUCCUCUUCACCUCGCCGACGCCGGAGAAAGUGCCGUACCGGACCCUCGUGUUCUCCGAAAGUUCUAUGAAAGUCGUCAUCAGCUUUAUGAAGUCGCAAAAUAAAGUCUACGUUCAAUCGGACACACUGGUGGGCGAUUCCAACCACCCGGCCGGAGUGGUGCUGGCGGAAAUAGUGAAGGCGAACAUCCCGGUGCGGAACGGCGUCGUUCAUCUGAUACAACGACCGCUCAUGGUCGUCGACAACACCGUGAAGGAUUUCCUGGAGUCCUUCAAGGAAAAGGAGGACGGACCGGUGUACAAGUUUUACGAGGCCAUCCGCGAUUUCGGGGAGAACAUUAUGGACAACAUGAAUUACCGGAAUAACGUUACCCUCUUCGCGCCCAGCAACGACGCGCUGAACGAACCGGGCGUGAAGCAGAUGCUGCAGGACAAGAAUCGCAUGAAGGAAAUCCUCAAGCUCCACUUCGUCACGCAGAAACUAACCCUCGAGAAUAUCAAGGCCAAGAGCAUCAACCAAAAACAAUACAACAGUAAGAAGACGGAAGUCGGGGUGCCGUCCCUCGCCGAUAAGAAGAACCUCUACUUCAACGUGGUGCAGGGACCAAGGGAGAACGAGACCGUCACCGUGGAGGGCGGCGGCGUAAACGCCACCAUCAUCACCCCCAACAUCGCCGCCACCAACGGGAUUAUCCACAUAAUCGACAGGCUUCUCGGGGUGCCCUACACCACCGUGCUCGACAAACUCAGGACCGAUCCGAUGCUCAACUCGACCUACUCGCUGGGCCAGGCACGCGGAUUCAAUAAUCAGCUGAACGACACGACGAAGCGGUUCACGUACUUCGCCCCGGUGGACUACGCCUGGACAGAUGCGGCGAACAUCUAUCCGUCAACCAUCAAGAAGCUCUUCAUGCCCGAGUACAGUUAUCACACGAAACAGAUAUUGGAGCGACACCUCAUAAUAGCGGAUCAAGCGUACACGAUGGCAAAGCUGAGUAAGAUGAGCAACGAUAGCUACAUUCAGCUCAUAACGGCCAGAGACUAUUUGAAGCUUCGCGUCAAGGAACACGGCGAUGAGAAGGUCGACGAAAACGCAAUCCGUCCAGAUACAUCCGGAAGUCUUCGUCCCUGCGCGAAAGAGUACGGCAGAGAUACGUUAGCAUCCCGAGAGCCCGCGGAUCCUGAAAGUCUCAAGCGCUCGCCGAAUCGCGGUACCUUUAGAUCCUUGGGUGCUCCGCCUUGGUGCAACGAUUCUGAUUUGUUCUUUUCUGUAUGA